AUGCACAAAGAAAAAGACGACAUCCAUGGUCACAGAAGAGAACAUUCACCCUAUGACCACGUCAUGCCAGAUGGAGAGAUGUUUCUACAGAUCGGCAAAACGACAGAUUACUUGAUGGCACUCAACGGUUUCCUGAUGAUUUUAACAUGUGAAGGCGAGGUGUUCUUCGCGACACACAGCAUCGAGAGUUACUUAGGCUUCCAUCAGGUUUUUAAGUACUUUUUGGGAACGGCAAACGAGCAGACGGAUUACCUGAUGCCACUGAACAUUAAAGUUCAAAUGCAUCUGGGUUCGAGGGGUGCCCUGAAUGGCAACAUUAUCUUCAAUCCGCGCCAGUCGGACAUAGUCCACCAGUCAGUUUACGAGCUCGUCCACUCUGAAGACCGGGAGGAGUUGCAGCGGCAGAUCUUGUGGAACUCUUUCCUCCCUCCGGAGGUCAGCAACCUCACGCUACAGGAUGUUUUGAGGCCGGACAGGGCGCAUCUAUUAGAAAGGAGCUUCACCGUCAGAUUUAGAUGUUUACUUGACAAUACUUCUGGGUUCUUGAGGCUUGACAUCCGAGGCCGGAUCAAAGUGCUUCACGGGCAGAAUAAGAAAACAGAAGAACCUCCUUUAGCUUUGUUCGCAAUAUGUGCGCCCUUCGGUCCUCCGUCACUCCUAGAGAUCCCUCAGAAGGAAGUCAUGUUCAAGAGCAAACACAAGCUGGACCUGUCUCUAGUCUCUAUGGAUCAACGGGGUAAAAUGCUGCUAGGUUAUACAGAUGCUGAGCUGGCCAACAUGGGAGGCUACGAUCUAGUACACUACGACGAUCUAGCUUAUGUCGCCAGCGCUCAUCAAGAAUUAUUAAAAACAGGUGCUUCCGGAAUGAUCGCUUACCGCUUCCAAACAAAGGAUGGUCAGUGGCAAUGGCUGCAGACCUCUUCCAGACUAGUCUACAAGAAUUCUAAACCAGAUUUCGUUAUUAGUACGCAUCGACCGUUAAUGGAGGAAGAAGGCAGAGAUCUAUUAGGUAAACGAACUAUGGAUUUCAAAGUCAGCUACCUCGACACCGGUCUCACUAGCCUCUACUUCUCGGAGACCGAACAGUUGUCUGGCUGCGAAACCAACGUUACAACUCCUCCAAGAACUGCAAGGAGAUACAAAACACAGCUUCGAGAUUUUCUAUCAACUUGUAGGAACAAGAGAAGAGUUCCAACAACUCCUGCACCGCCUCCUGUCGACUAUUUAGCGGCGGACGCAGUAGCAGCAGCAUACACUAAUUUAAAUGGCGCUUACACAGCUCCUUACGGAGAAUAUCCUCCAGCGCCGACAUUACAUUACGCUCCGCCACCUUUAGACGACAGAUUCUUAACAGCAGAUAACCUCUUCCAUCAAUAUAAACCUUUAUCUUAUCAUUAUACUCCCUAUGCGCCGAAUGGCUUCCUUGAACCUGCGCCUCCACCUGGUUACGAAGUGGCACCUGCGUAUCAUCGACCACCUUCGAGAGAAUACACGUAUGUGGACAGCAGUGGAAGAUAUAUGAGUCCUGUAACUGGACAGGAGAGAAGGUCGCCUUCUGUUGUGCCCGGACCAAGUCCUGCAGGGUCGAGUAACUCGGAGCAGGAGAGGAUGCAGCAGCCACAGGCCUCGGAGAUGCCACGGCAAACAGUACUCAUGUGGGGCGCUGGAGGAGCAGCUCAAGAAGUUCCAGUCGAGUACUCGCCUCCACAGGUUUGGCGCUACCAUCCAUCACAUUAUCAUACUGCUGAAGCCACUCAAUGA
Molecule: messenger RNA, 1761 nt
Organism: Spodoptera exigua (beet armyworm)
Lineage: Eukaryota; Metazoa; Arthropoda; Insecta; Lepidoptera; Noctuidae
Source: the annotation of a GenBank genome assembly